Molecule: messenger RNA, 1079 nt
Organism: Saccoglossus kowalevskii
Lineage: Eukaryota; Metazoa; Hemichordata; Enteropneusta; Harrimaniidae
Product: cholecystokinin receptor type A-like
Biological process (GO): neuropeptide signaling pathway
Cellular component (GO): plasma membrane
Molecular function (GO): neuropeptide Y receptor activity
Source: RefSeq, a predicted model, not a curated record
CAUGCCCAUUACCAUUGUCGGGGCAAUCCUUCAAAACUUUAUCUUCGGAGAGGGAUUCUGCCGUAUACUCCCCUACAUACAAGUGGUCGCUGUUUUUGUUUCGGUGUGGACUAUGGUAUCGCUAUCCAUGGAAAGAUACUUCGCAAUAUGUCGACCUCUCACCUCCCGCGGUUGGCAGACAAAAGCCCACGCCUACAAGUUAAUAGGCGCUGUCUGGUUGACGGGAUUUAUUCUCUUUAUACCGACAGUCGUCUUCACGAAACUAACACCACUGAGCAAACCGCAUACGUACAAAUGCAGAGACGAGUGGCCUGACCCCAGGGCAUAUAAAGCCUACACUACAUGUUUGUUUUCUAUUUUAAUGGUGAUACCACUUCUUGUGAUGGUAGUCGCGUACAGCCUCAUCAUCGUCGAGCUAUGGAGAGGUAUGCAGAAUGAACAUAGCCCAACAGAUAAAAACAACUCCCGUGGCAAGUCUAACGGCGACAGCUCCUCUUCAAAAAACCGAACGCACAGCCAUCCACGAAGCACAUCUAGCAACGUUGCUAAGAGACGAGUUGUGAAAAUGCUGAUUGUGAUCGUAUUACUGUUCUUCGUAUGUUGGAUGCCCUCAUGGUGCCUCAACAUGUGGUAUUUCUAUGACAGCGAGAGCGCCCUCACAUCGGUAUCAGCCUUGGAUGCCGCCGUUGUCAAGCUGCUGACCUACAUUUCUAGUUGCGUGAACCCGAUCACCUACUGCUUCAUGAACAAGAAGUUCCGUCAGGGUUUCUUAGAAGCUUUUGGAUGCUGCGGAAAGACGACAGAGGCCGCCGGGGUCGGAACUUACAGCGCAGUGGGAAGCACCCGACUGAGAUCCACAGUGCGGAACUUUCCCAACGUAAACCUACGCCACGCCGCCAAAAGCACACCUGUACAUCUGUAAUAUGUAGCCUGUAUCCAUCUUCCCUGGCUCACAUGCCGCUACGUGCUUAUUACCUCUGUCGCUGUUGUCAAGGCAAUCUGUUUUACAUCUUCAUAAUGUCGACAUGGCGACGCCUGUGACGUCACCGCAACGAACAUCUAUCGACCAAUCAGUCCAU